AUGCAAGUGCUACGGUGGAUCUUCAAGCUCAUUACAUUGUGCGGAUGCUGGCGUCCGGCUUCUUGGGACUCGACACCCAGGAGGUACCUCUACAAUGUGUACACGGUGAUUUGUUUCACAAUUAUACAUCUGCUCGUGGUUGGAGAGGUCCUGGACCUCGUGCUCAUUGUUGACAACCAAAACGACCUCGCCGAGAACCUGUACGCUACAAUGGGGUUCGCAGUCACUUGCUACAAAUUAUCCGCAAUGCUCUCCAUGAGAGAGAGUCUCGCUGUUAUUAUGGAUACCCUUGAAUCGGAGCCUUUCACACCUGAGGGCGACCGAGAGCUGGAGAUACGGACUAAGUUUGACAAAUCGGCAGAAUGGACCGCGAAGGCCUACACGAUCGGUUUCGAGAUCUGGGCGGUAUGGACAAUGGUGUUGUCGCUGUUCAUGAACUUCACGAAAAGGAAGAUGGUAUUUCGAACCUGGUUGCCGUUCGACCAUACUCCGGUAAUAACUUACUGUUUGGUCUACCUGCAUCACACGCUGGUCAUCAUGGUCUGCCUCACGUCGACUGUCGCUUACGAUAGCCUGUACGCCGGGCUGCUGGUUCACAUAUACUCUCAGUUCGAGAUACUGCGGCACCGUUUACAAAACGUUCACAGGAACGAGAACAAUUCGGUGAAACAUUGUGCCCGCCAUCAUGAUCAGAUCUACAAGUUGGUUCCCAUGCUUCGUACCGGUAGAGACCCUAAGCUGCAGCCGUCGAUUAUGCUUUAGAUCGCACAUGAACACUUAGAACGAACCGUUUCACGUCCACGGGCCCGUCGAGGACGGUAUUAGCCCAUCAUAGUUUUUGCCCCCCUUUGAAAUCGUUGCAGG
This is a messenger RNA of Megalopta genalis, 864 nucleotides long. Lineage: Eukaryota; Metazoa; Arthropoda; Insecta; Hymenoptera; Halictidae. The record is from RefSeq and is a predicted model, not a curated record.